CUCAAACGAGUUUUCAGUUCAUCGCCGAUCAUCGGUGUAGGUGAAGAUGCUUCUGAAGGUUGUCGCUGCGCUAGUGGUGCUGUUGAUCGCGGUGGCCGACGGUCAAGUUGUUCUUCCGCCAGCGGUCGAAGGCGGCACCUGUCAGACGGGUUCCGAGCUGGGCCAGUGCGUUCCCUUCCGGGAGUACCCGCGGUACGUGCAGUUGCUUCGGAAUACCCAGCGAUCGGAACAGGAGACGAACUUUCUUCGAUCGAGCGUCUGCGGGCGGAGUCAGUUCGGGAGUGUUCUCGUGUGUAGACCUGUGCGGUUGAACGAUCCGGAAUGCGGUCAGGGAAUACGGGACCGAAUCGUGAAGGGGAAGAUCGCCGAGUUGGAGGACUACCCGUGGAUGGCGCUGUUUCAGUACCGGAAGCCUCGCGGGAACACUGGAUUCCACUGCGGAGGGGUGCUGAUCACGCGGAGGUACGUCCUGUCGGCAGCGCAUUGCUUCGUGGGACUCCGCACGGGGUGGGAGCCAAUCAUGGUCCGGUUGGGCGAGUGGGACUUUGAGUCCGAGAUGGACUGCACCCAGGCGAACGCGGGGGAAGAGUUGCACUGUGCUCCCCCGGUACAGGAUUUCCUGCUGGAGAGGAUCAUCGCGCACGAGGAGUUCAACGUGAAGGAUGCCAACAGAGCGAACGAUGUGGCGCUGGUGCGACUGUCCGGGGAUGCCGUGUUUAGCAACUACGUUAAACCGAUCUGCUUGCCGGAAGUGGGAGCGGUGGACAGUGAGCGACUGUACGACGGGAUUCUGGUGGCUUCCGGGUGGGGCAAGACGGAGAAUGCUUCCGCCAGCCGGUACAAGCUGUACACCGAACUCGCCGUGUCGGAUUACGAAAUCUGUAAGUCGGACUACGUUCGCGAACAGAAGGUUCAACUGGGCGCCGGUCAACUUUGUGCCGGAGGUGAGGAUGGACGCGACACCUGCAACGGGGACUCCGGUGGACCGUUGAUGAAGGAAAUUGCCGAACAGGGACGGUUCUACGUGGCGGGACUGGUCAGUUUUGGGCCGAACAAGUGCGGUGAACAACUCCCAGGAGUUUAUACCAGGGUUGAGCACUACCUGCAGUGGAUUGUAGCCAAGGUGUUGGAGUCAAGUAGAGUGGAAUAAAAGCUAGCUUUAAA
This is a messenger RNA of Culex pipiens pallens (northern house mosquito), 1164 nucleotides long. Its product is annotated as CLIP domain-containing serine protease B4-like. Bases 47 to 1150 code for a protein of 367 amino acids. Lineage: Eukaryota; Metazoa; Arthropoda; Insecta; Diptera; Culicidae. Gene Ontology annotation, molecular function: serine-type endopeptidase activity. Gene Ontology annotation, biological process: proteolysis. The transcript has 2 exons. The record is from RefSeq and is a predicted model, not a curated record.